This is a messenger RNA of Medioppia subpectinata, 1249 nucleotides long. Lineage: Eukaryota; Metazoa; Arthropoda; Arachnida; Sarcoptiformes; Oppiidae. The record is from the annotation of a GenBank genome assembly.
AAUAACACCAACUAUGUUAGUUGACAAAAUCAAUAACUUGGUCGUCCGCGCCAUUGUAUGUCUGGCGUUACUGAUUGGUUGCAUUUGGCAUAUUGUGAAUGUCAGUGUCAUAUACUUCCGGUACGAGACGACAGUAUCCGUAGUGCUCGAGAAGGCGCAGGUAAUUGAGUUGCCCUCAUUCACUAUAUGCACUAAUGUUAGCUACGCGAUCGACGCCGACUAUUUGCGGCACCGGUACCCAAACGACACGGCACUGGCAAACAUAACCGACACCAAUGAAAACAAAUGGCAAUACAACCAAUAUCUGUCAAAUCUAACACUGGAGGAGCAACUGUUGAACGGCACGAUCGGCGCCAACCGGUUCUUUAACGAAUGCAAAGUCCUCAUACCCCGGGCCAUGUCGUUAUCGGACACGUGGAUUGACUGCGACCUGAUAGCACCGGUCGUCCAAUCAAUUAGCAUACAAUCCAAAUGUUUUACCAUGUUUAGUCAAAACCUGAGCCAAUUGGCGGACAACGAUAAGUACCGCGUGGACCACGACGUGAUGUUUCGGGACAGCGCUUUUGCCCUGAUUUGGUUCGGACUAAACGUCCGGUAUUUACAGGAGGUAACCAUUUAUAUGCACGACCGGCGGGAGCCGUUUGUGGGCAAUAUUGGCGGACAGUUGACCUACAUGGAUGUGGAUUAUCAACAUUAUAUUAAUAACAUUUUUUCGUACAAAGUGAUCGAUAUUAAACAAUUACCCUCACCGUAUCAGACCCAAUGUGUCGACUACCCACUACUCGGUUUUAGGUCCCAUACGCACCGCGUGGGCCAAUGUCGAGCCAAGUAUUACCGUGAUCAUUUUGCCGGCUGGCAGCCGGACAUGAUCUAUCGCAAUGAAUAUUAUGGUAAACUAAAUUAUACGGAUAUUAGUUUAACAAACAAUAGGACGGUGGAUAAACAAUUAGCCGCUGACUGCGCCCACCAGAUCGGCCGUAGGCCCGACUGUCACUCCGUGUACUACACUAUGAAUAAAGUUUAUAGCCAUCAGAGAGUCAACAAUAGUAAUGAUUCAGCUUAUUCCUAUGUAUCGUUUAAUAUGCCCGCCGGCACAAUCACCCGGUAUGUGCACUCACCCCGUAUGGAGUUGGCUGAGUAUAUGGGUUAUAUUGGCGGUGUGUCGGGCCUAUGGUUUGGCCUAAACAUACUGGCCUUUUAUGAUAUUGGCCAGUAUUUGGUGCGAAAGGCACGUGCACUUUUUAAAUAA